AUGCCAUUCGCCUCUGCAAGCAUCGGCAAGUCGUAUCGCAAUGAAAUUGCCCCACGAUCUGGUUUAAUUCGAACCCGGGAAUUCCUCAUGGCCGAGAUUGAGCACUAUGUCGAUCCGCAGAAAAAGGAGCACAGCCGAUUUCAUGAGGUCACAAGCGUUCAAUUGCCACUUCUUGAUAGAGAAAGUCAACUAGCUGGAAAGACCGAGCCCCGGAUAAUCACGAUAGGCGAAGCAGUAAAGUCCGAGAUCAUCGACAAUGAAACUCUCGGGUACUUCCUCGCAAGGAUUAUGCUCUUUCUCAUCAAAAUUGGAGUCGACCCUACUAAGAUGCGGUUCAGGCAACAUCUUCGGAACGAGAUGGCCCACUAUGCAUGCGACUGCUGGGAUGCAGAAUUACUGACAAGCUAUGGGUGGAUUGAGUGCGUUGGCUGCGCCGAUCGCAGUGCUUAUGACUUGACUGUACAUACAAAUUACACUGGCGCUUCACUCACUGUGAAGGAGGCGCUUCCCGGUGGACCUGUGAAGCUGGAAGAGUGGCAGGCUACGCUUGAUAAGAAGCUCAUUGGCCCACGUUUUAAGCGGGAUGCCAAAGCUGUUCAAGAUAGUCUUGAGGCUCUGGAUCAAAAGACUCUCCAGAGCCUUGCUAUUGAACUUGAGGAAAAGGGAGUCGUGACGGUCGUCACUCGGACAGCACUGUCAACCGGCGAAUCGUCUGUAAAACUCACCAAAGAAUUCUUGACAAUUUCCAAGGCAACCCGGCUGCAAACCACUCGAGAAUACACUCCGAAUGUCGUUGAGCCUUCAUUCGGUAUUGGUCGUAUUAUGUACAGUCUUCUGGAGCAUGUCUUCUGGUGUCGGUCUCAGGAUUCUGCGCGAGCGGUAUUGUCACUGCCAAUUGGUGUGGCACCCACAAAAGUUCUCAUUGUCCCCCUCUCAGCCCACGUCGAAUUCACACCUAUCGUGCGCAAUAUUUCUGCUCGACUGCGCCUUUUAGGAAUUUCUCACAACGUCGACUCGUCAAGUGCAUCAAUUGGAAAGAGAUAUGCCAGAAAUGAUGAGCUCGGUACACCGCUUGGUGUCACAAUCGACUUUGAUACAGUCAAGAACGGCUCCGUUACAUUGAGAGAGCGGGACUCUACCGAACAAAUUCGUGCUUCUGAGGAUGAAAUCCUCCAUGCCGUGGAGAACAUCGUCGGUGGUACUGAGUCGUGGGAGCAGAAGCAUAUUGCUGAGUUUGAUCAGCCUCGGUUCAAGAAAAGUUUCGUACUGCUAGGGCGCAGAAAGAGUGUACUACGGUACCUGAUUUGCUUUGAAAUUGUGGGCGAAAUUGAUUUGUCGAUUAGUAGGGCCCGGCACUUGUUCACCGUUCCUGUCGCUGUCGUCAAGACAUAUCUGACACUCAAUGGUUCCUGGACAUUAUUAAGUGCUCAGGGCUUCGACGAGAAUCUCAUGGAAAUUCACGUCAUCUCACACUCUCUCUCUCUGAAUGACUCUUAUGACUGGAGUACGGCCCUUGAAGAAGAUCUUGGCCGUAAAUUUCACAGGGCAUUGAUGACGGCGGCGGCUAGGAUCGCAUGGCAGAUGAUCACGAAGUACAACUGUUGCGACUCAAUCUGCUUCAAGGCGUCCGUUUCAAGGUUGAUAUCCAUCAGGUGCCACAUCUCUCCGGCGUCUCGCAACCCCAGCUGUGCCUUGGCGUGGCUGGUGCUAGACUGUCUCUGGAAGGAGGUCGCGUGCCGGGCUGCCGUUCCUGCAUUGGCGGCUCCACAAAUCCUAUCUGCUGGGACCGGUGAAUGGUACUUUUGGUCGUCCUCAGCACUUGAGACUGGUUGUAGGAAAAUGCGCUUCUCACGCCUCCUCGCUGGAGCCAGCGUGCUGCUCGGCUCGACCCAUGGCCUUAACAUCCUCAUGAAUAAUGACGACGGAUUUGGCUCAGCCAACCUACGGGAGUUUUACAAAGUUCUCAAGAGCAAGGGGCAUAAUGUCUGGAUCGUAGCCCCGGCUGUUCAACAAAGUGGCCAAGGCGGGCGUUCCGACUUCACCACCUACCCGAACCUCACUUCACCGGCCCAAUACGGCAUCAUCCCCACCGGUGCACCCUCAGUGGGCCCAGAUCCCAUCGACAGUCACAUCUGGUACUACAAUGGCACGCCAGCUGCCUGCACAUUUGUCGCGCUGGACUAUGUCCUACCCAACUUCGCAAACUUCUCUGUACCGGACCUCGUCGUCACGGGCCCCAACUAUGGCACAAAUCUAGGUCCCUUCGUCUGGACGCUCUCAGGCACAGCGGGCGCCGCAUACGCCGCUACCUCGCGUUCUAUUCCGGCCAUUGCCUUCAGUGCGUCUAACAGCGCGCUGGAUUACCGCAACAUCACCAACUCGACCAACGAGUACACCUACGUCGCCCAGUUGUCUGGUAAAAUUGUCGACGCCUUCGUCAACUCUUCGUCCCCGGGGGAGCCCGUCUUGCCACUUGGUUAUGGCGCCAAUGUUAACUACCCCAAGUUAAAUGCCAACUGGUCCGGAAUCCCCAUCCUCCAGACAAGGAUGACCGGCGAGGCAGAGACAGAUGAGGCCGUGCCAGUGGAGAGCAAUCCUGGCACGUUCACGUGGGGCAAUAUUGACCCCUUGUCGGCUGGUGUGAACGAGUGUAUCAAUGGAGAUUGCAGCAUGACCGGUGAGACGGAGGCUGUGAACGAUGGAUUUGUUGCUGUUGCCAUUUAUGCAAACAGGGGCCACGAAAAGAAGGCGGUUCUCAUAAUGUACAUGAGAGCCGGCGUCCCGCACAAACAAAAACCCCAAAUGGUGGAUGUCAAUUCCCUCCGCGGGCUGUCAUCGCACUUCCACCUCUGCAUCGAGUCUCAUUUUGGCCUCGUUUCGGCCUCUGCAACAUUCGCUGCCUAG
Messenger RNA from Diaporthe amygdali, 2904 nucleotides. RefSeq names its product glycyl-trna synthetase protein. Gene Ontology annotation, cellular component: mitochondrion; cytoplasm. Bases 1 to 2904 code for a protein of 967 amino acids. The transcript is spliced from 11 exons. Gene Ontology annotation, molecular function: hydrolase activity; ATP binding; glycine-tRNA ligase activity. Lineage: Eukaryota; Fungi; Ascomycota; Sordariomycetes; Diaporthales; Diaporthaceae. The record is from RefSeq and is a predicted model, not a curated record. Gene Ontology annotation, biological process: mitochondrial glycyl-tRNA aminoacylation.